Fonsecaea nubica is the source of this 1122-nucleotide messenger RNA. RefSeq lists its product as hypothetical. NCBI's taxonomy places the organism in Eukaryota, Fungi, Ascomycota, Eurotiomycetes, Chaetothyriales, Herpotrichiellaceae. The record is from RefSeq and is a predicted model, not a curated record. The coding region runs from base 1 to 1122 and encodes 373 amino acids. The transcript has a single exon. Gene Ontology annotation, biological process: carbohydrate metabolic process.
AUGGCAUCCGACGACAGGGAAAACCUCCCGAAAUUCCUCCAGGCCAUGGAGUCCAUCUAUGGGCCAUUACCGGAAGCAACAGACCAGAAUCUCGCCAAAUGGACACCUCCGCCGGCGGCCGAGGGCCAUCGAGGCCGCUAUCUCUGGACCGACGGGUUCGCCGUCGUCAACUUCCUGACCCUGCAUCAGCUCACCAACGAGGACCGCUACCUCAUCUUUGCGAAGAACCUCAUCACCACCGUCCAUAACAUCUUGGGUUACACGCGCAACGGCAAAUCACGUCUGCCCGGCGCCACGGACGAGUACCCCCUCAAAGGGGGGCUCCGGAUCGGCAAACACGACGAGUCCGGCGAGGACGGCGAUGGCCAAUACUUCCACUAUCUCACCGUGUGGAUGUUCGCCCUCAACCGCAUGAGCGUGGUCAGCGGGGACAGAUGGUACAACGACCAGGCCAUCACCAUGGCACAGGCCGUCCUCCCACACUUCAUGUCCAACACCGAGUCGCACCGGCCGCGCAUGUUCUGGAAACUCAGCACGGAUCUCUCGCAGCCCCUCGUCCUGUCCGAGGGCAACCUCGACCCGCUCGACGGCUACGUCACGUACCAGCUCCUCCAGUCCACGAACCCUGACGACCCAGAGAUCCUGAGCGACGAGGUCUCCCUGUUCAAGAGGAUCGUCGACAAGAAACUCCGCGACUACACCUCCGCGGAUACUCUGGACCUGGGCAUGACGUUGUGGACCGCGCACUGGUGCACGCCCGAGGAGGAGUGGGCCACCCACCUGACGUCUCGCGCCAUCGGCUGCGUCAAGCAGCUGUUAGAGAACGACUACUUUGACCAGCCGGUGGAUCGACGCCUCGCGUUCCGCGAGUUCGGGACCGCGCUCGGGCUCAAGGCCGCCCUCUCCAGCGCGACCGACGAGGACGGCCUGUGCCGCGAAGACGAACUGGUCGACGCCGACAUUCGCGAACUUCCCGACUUGAUCUGCAGAACCUGGGAAGACACGGGCCUGGUUCCCGUGCCGACCAAGAAGAUGCAAGGGCGUAUGGCCGAGCUGAUGCCCAUCACCGCGGUCAUGUACGCGACUGCGCUGAUUCCGGGGCUGAUGUGUAAACAGUCGUGA